AUGCCUGCCCCUCCUGCCCUCGGUGCCUUGGGCGUGACCUUUACGGUCAUGAGGGCUCUGCAGGCCGUUGCGCUGGUUACCAUAAUUGGCCUGACGUCCAAUUUCAUCUCCGAGAUGGUGAAUGCUAGCUAUGUGCCUCCGUCUCCCUUGGUCGGCACUCUUGUUGUUGCCUGCAUUACGGUGGUUUACACAGUCAUCACAUACAUUUUGUACUGGGACUCUCUGCUGCCGCUGCUGGUGUCCACGGCUGCCGAUGGCCUUUGCCUCAUUGCCACCAUUGUGGUGGCUUGCGUUGUCGGCAGACCCGUCAGCUAUCUGUCCUGCCCUGCGUUGCCUGACGGGGGCAGCACCGCCAACUUUAUUCACUCGCUCUUCAUGAACCUGGGACGCCAGAACUACUUUGAGUGGGUGGAUCCCGACAAGGCCACCUGCUUCGAGAUCAAGGCCGUUUGGGGUCUCAGCAUCUGCCUGUGCGUCCUCUACUCCAUGUCGGCCAUCACGUCGGCUUGUCUCUGGAAGCGCAUCAAGGGCGGCGGUCGCCCCCCCAGGAAAGACUUGGAAUGA
Ustilaginoidea virens is the source of this 564-nucleotide messenger RNA. RefSeq lists its product as uncharacterized. The transcript has 2 exons. Lineage: Eukaryota; Fungi; Ascomycota; Sordariomycetes; Hypocreales; Clavicipitaceae. The record is from RefSeq and is a predicted model, not a curated record. Bases 1 to 564 code for a protein of 187 amino acids.